AUGUCCCCCACCCCCAUCACCAAAUCCUCCCUUAUCGGCGCCUGGACCCUCGUCUCCUACAUCGCCGAGCCCCCCAAUCCCCAAGACGAUGACUCUCCUACCCACUACCCCAUGGGCCCGGACGCACGCGGCACCCUCGUCUAUACCCCAGACGGCCAAGUGACCGUGAGCGUGCUGCCAAAAGUUACCAAGAAGGCGUGGGAGAAUUCCAAUGACGGCGUCAUGUACGCGGGCCGGUACUGGAUUGAAUAUAGCAAUGGCAGUGAAUGUGAUAAUGAUGGGGAUAAAAGGCAGCAGCCUGGUGGCGUUCCGGUUGUACACCAUGAGGUUGACAUGGCAUAUUCGGCGGAGUUCGCGGGGUCGCAGAAGCGGGAGGCUAUGAUUUCUCCGGAGGGGAGGUUGAGGUUGUCCGGGUUGAAAUUGUUCGAGGUAGGGAUGGAGCAGAAGAUGAAGCCGGUGUUGGUGUGGGAGAGGGUGAACCGGUUUUGA
Molecule: messenger RNA, 489 nt
Organism: Aspergillus welwitschiae
Lineage: Eukaryota; Fungi; Ascomycota; Eurotiomycetes; Eurotiales; Aspergillaceae
Exons: 2
Coding region: 1-489 (162 amino acids)
Source: RefSeq, a predicted model, not a curated record